Messenger RNA from Lepisosteus oculatus (spotted gar), 2766 nucleotides. NCBI's taxonomy places the organism in Eukaryota, Metazoa, Chordata, Actinopteri, Semionotiformes, Lepisosteidae. The record is from RefSeq and is a predicted model, not a curated record.
UGCACUUGCCAUGCUUUGGUCCAAUAACAAAGCUCUGCCUUAUCUCCCUGGAGAAGUUCACACAGCUCCUAACCACAGGAAACAACAGCCAGAUUCACCGAAACGGGAUGUCAACAGAGCAACAUUGGAAGAUCCUUACUCUGUGUUCCAGAACAAUAUUUGCAGUCCUUUGCUCCAUCUACUUGAAUACAGGUUUCACUGCGGCCAUGCAAAUAACCUCCACUGGGGCUCAGACCAUUCAGAAAGCACAGGGGGAGGCUGUGGUACUGGGAUGCACAUACACCCCAGGCCCCACAGACACUGGAGAGCUGGACAUUGAGUGGUCCAACAUCAGCCCAGACAUGACUCAGAAAGACACGCUGAUCUUGUCCUAUGUUGGUGGUAAGCAAUACAACUACAGCAGCCCCAGUUUAAUGAAGAGACUUACGUUCACAGCUGGAAACCCAAGCAAUGGGGAUGCCUCAUUUACUAUCUCCAACCUGAUGGUCUCGGACACAGGAACUUACCAGUGCAAAGUGAAGAAAGCACCAGGAAUUGACUCACGUAAAGUCACGCUCGUUGUGAUGGUACGACCCUCUGUACCAAACUGUUGGGUUGAGGGAAGCCAGGAGGAGGGGUCUGCCGUCUCUUUGCAAUGCAAGUCCUCUCAAGGGUCCACUCCUCUUACCUAUAACUGGUUCAGAGAGGGUGGAGGGACCUUGCCCCCUGCUGCUACAGCAAAUCCUCAGACUGGUGAGCUCCUGAUCCGAAAUCAUUCACAAAGCUUUGUUGGCAAUUACCGGUGUGAGGUGAAGAAUUUUGUAGGCAAAGAACAGUGUGUGUACAGUCUCCAAGCUUACAAAUCUGUCAAUAAAGCCGGUGUGAUAGCUGGUGCUGUGAUUGGUGCUCUGCUCCUACUGCUCCUCCUCCUGUUGCUCAUCUGGCUCCUGAUCUGCUGCUGCAACAAGCGCCGUUAUGAGAAGGAGGUGGCCAAUGAGAUCAGGGAGGACGCCGGAGCACCAGUGAGUCGUGCUGUCACUCCCACUUCCAGUUUCCGCUCUGUACUGGGUUACAGAUCACAUGCUGGUGUUGGCUACAACUUUGUGAGGAGCUCAUAUACUCGGCCGGAAUCAAACACAUACAGCAGUAUCUACAAAGAUAAAACAAUGAUGAUACAGUCACCGUCAGCUAACAGCCGGCCCACAACUGCUGAAGGAGUUCCCUCUGUGAAGUUCUCGUACAGUAAAUAUGGAUAUCCUGUUUGAGGGGAACUGCUUCCAACUCAUAUUGAGAGAACGUUUUGUAAGUUGCAUGCUGUAAGAUAAAUAAAGUUACUUUUCACUGAUGGUAAACUGAAAGACUACAGGUAUCUGAAGUGACGUGAUGGUGCAAUAUUUCUUUUAUAGAAGGUUAUCUGAUCUAAAUUAAUAACAUUUUUCCAGAUCCACCUAUUAUCACUGAGAAAUACAGUAAAUCUCAGCUAAUUUGAAGUAUGUAAUAAUGCUUUAAAUUUAAUGUUAUUGUAUUACACAGGUGAACUUUUGUAAAUAGCUGUUUAUAUACAGACGGUUUUAUGUAAGGACUUGGAAAAUGGAAAAAAUGUAUUUUUAACUACUUCAAAACAACAAGCAGUGACAUUAAGCUUACAAUAGAUCACAGCUGACCUCUAACAGUUUAUCAGUUCAUCACAAUGGCGGAAUGGAUUGCUUGCAUUGCCUCCCUCAACCCAGACAUCACCUUGCUCACAUACAGUACACUGCACAUCUACAUUCCUCACUGACAUAAGAAAUAUAGAACAGAAUGGAGAGGGAACAAAUGCCAAGUGUGAAGCAUACAUGCAGUGGGGCUGCUGGAGCUGCAUCCCCCUAUCAGGUCAGGUGGAGAUUGCUAAGAAAAGGAGUAAAAAGUUGCAUGUCUGAGUGUUGCUGAAAACUUCAAUACGGUAUGUAACAAUUACGAGCUAUUUAGAAGACUACACAUUCAGGUAAUAUCCUGUUACUAUAGCAAUAGCAAUCUCAAGUUCCCUUAAUUUACAAUUAAAUGCAUUACAUUGCAAUACAUAUCACUCUCUCGUUCAGUUAUUAUUUGCCUAACAAAUACUUUCAGAUUUCAGGGUGACAUGUAUAGGUUACAGAAUACAAUAUGUACUGCAAUAACUAUUUUUUUUCUUGUUAUAAACUACUGUACAUGCAAAGCACAAAUUACUAUUAGAAAAGCAUUGUAUUUAAAUUGUAGAGAUGGUGAGCAUGAGAAUAAUGACCAGAAUUAUAUUCCUAAAUCUUCAACUGUAAAAGGUUAACAAAAAAAAAACAUUGCUUUCUUUACAAGAAAUGCAUGCAAAACAUGUCCUUGAUGUAAUACAUGAACAACAUUUUAAAUCAAAAGCUUAGGUUUCUUCAUUUUCAAUAAAAUAUUGCUAGUGCAUUGUGAUAAAAAAAAAAACUUCCAGCUGUACAUUUUUCACUUUGUGGAUUACAAAAUAUUAAUCAAUGUUCUUCUUGCAUACGCAUGGAUUGGAAUAGACUAAUCUCUGUUGCACUUCUAAUAGCACUUUGGUUCCUCCAAUAAAAUCUUAAGAAGAAACAUUGCAAAUUAAAGAGCCAGCUAAACCCAUGAAAUAUUGCUAGUUGUGUUUUAUUUUAUUAAUUUUUGAAGCAGUGAACUGUGAUCUUUGUGUUUUAUAUAUUUGGUAAAAUAAAAUAUCUUACAACUAGUUGAAUUUUGUAUAAAUAUAUCUAUUUUAUAUACUGUAAUUCACUCCUAAUAGUAUUAUAUGUGCAUGCAUAA